AUGAGGCAUUUAGGGAUUUUUUCUUUAACUGGAAUUUUACGUCGGUGUUUUUGCUUAAGAAAGUUAGGGAUUCGAAGACCACUUCCUAGUUAUUAUGAUUCGAGUUUGCUGGAUGGAUCGACGACUUCGAAGAACAUAUUAUCAGAAAGGAAUAGAAGGAGGAAGCUUAACGAGAGGCUUUUUGCACUCAGAUCGGUUGUUCCGAAUAUAAGUAAGAAACCUGACUUGGCAGGCUUAGCUGAAUUUUUUAAGCCAUUGAACGAAGUUACUAUGAAAGCAAAUGCACUCACAGGGGGAAGGAGGUCUGAUUUCUUCAACCAUUUGAAAGCUACAGCUGAUAGUCUAUCUACACUGGCUUGGUUUGCAUUCAUAGGAAAAGACUGUGGUAUGAGCAUGCCCAUUGCCCAUGUUCAAGAAAGUUGGCAAAUGGCUAAAUUUUACAACAACAAAGUUCUUGUAGAGUACAGAAACAAAGAUCCAAAUCAUGUUGAGUGGGCCAAAGUUAUAAAGGAACUCUAUUUGACAGUAUGGAGUGUUACGGGGAAAACAACUACUUCUGCUGCUCCUAAGGCUUCUCCUCCUCCUAAAACAUCAGCACCAGGUCUGAAGAAAAUCACAGAUGACAUGAAAACCAAGAACCGUGCAGAUAAAGUUGGCAUUGUGGGUUCUAGUGAGAAACGUGGUCCUACAACCUCUCCUUGA
Cucumis melo (muskmelon) is the source of this 702-nucleotide messenger RNA. RefSeq names its product cyclase-associated protein 1-like. Gene Ontology annotation, molecular function: actin binding; protein dimerization activity; adenylate cyclase binding. The transcript is spliced from 6 exons. Bases 1 to 702 code for a protein of 233 amino acids. NCBI's taxonomy places the organism in Eukaryota, Viridiplantae, Streptophyta, Magnoliopsida, Cucurbitales, Cucurbitaceae. The record is from RefSeq and is a predicted model, not a curated record. Gene Ontology annotation, biological process: cytoskeleton organization; regulation of adenylate cyclase activity. Gene Ontology annotation, cellular component: cytoplasm.